AUGCUUCCGAAGGUCACAAAGCAUCAAGAAAAAGUUUGUCAUCACAUCGGGCUAAGGAAGCCUCUCCAAGGGUCAAAAGUGCACUCGCCGAUGGCCUGCGCCACGGUGUUGUGUGGAUGACCCUGCUGGGACCAAACUCAAAGCACAUAUGGAUUGAAGUCAACGCCGUUGAUAACUUUAUCGCAGAACUUAAACCCCCAGUCCUAACGACACUUGUACGCCGGUUGCAUCAGAGCGUGUCGACAUCACCCCCGUUAUGUACCCUUUUCCAUUUCCCCCUGUGUAUGCCAUUUCCACACAGCGUGUCGUGCUUCGUUUUAGCAUUGUCAAGAGGGGUUGCAAAGGACUCGCCCGCCGAUUGGCAGGAGCCGGAUAACUCCGGCGUCAUGUGCAUCCGUGCAACACGCCUGGACGGCAGGGCAUGCACAUCUCAAAUAGGCAACACUUUGCCGCAUUCUCUCGUUCUGAUCCGCAUUACCCGCCAGGCACAUCAGAAUCUCCUCCUUUGCGUUUGGGGCGUAAUGCCACUGCUGGAUAUAGGCAUCAUAGGUUGGUCAUUUGGUCAGGUGGUAUAUAUAUGCCUGAGGGAUGGUCAUCUGCUCGCUUCUGUGUGCACCACUGGGGCACGUUGUUUCACUUCCUUCCCUCAGCCACCAUUGGCCUGCGUCACCCACAUGGACGACAUUUUAUCUUAUUCCACGUUGUGCCCAAGCAGUGUGAUGUCGCAAGCCUCGUCCUGCUCAUUUGCACAGGGCUUGGAUAGUUCGCGAUCAGACUGUCUCCUCUCCCACACGUUUCAGGGUGUGGAACACACCCUCUUUACUGGAAAGGAGGGUCCAGGAUUGCAAUGCACCUUUGCAGGGUCAGGGGGCGGUCAUCCUGCCCCGCAACCGGACAGAGAGGUGCUGACGUCCUCCCAGCCACAUCUGAAGAAUCACUUAACGCUCGUUCCCGAGUCUGACCAGACUUGCUGGGUUCCUGUUUACAAUGAACCAGACGCACAGCUAGGCUCCGACACACAAUUCAUGAAUAUUGGAUCACCUGGUAACCACUGGGGCACGCAAGACCACAGUGGCGAGAUCUUCGGUUCAAUUGGUUCGUUUAUGCCCGCUCUCCUACAUGCGUUGGGGUCACUUGAUGGGCUGGUAUCUUUCUUAGGUCAGAAGGGAAAUGGGGACGUCUCAAAGUACGCGAGGUCGCCUUUGAUUCCUCGGGUUGCCGAGCAAGCAAUGAUGAACCCGCACUGUCCUGGGUUAUGUGUGCAACUGGACAGUGUCGCCGAGCUUACUUCCGUGGACAAUCGUGGAGUGAUGGCUUCCACAAUGAAACCGCCUUCUGCACGCCAGCAUCUUAAGCGCGCUGUACACCAUUCUUGUGGGUGGAUUAAGGAAGAUGGCACAAGAUGUAAUACAUCCAUCACGUACGAAUGUACACGACAUCUGGCCAUUGCUCAUGGUAUUAGGCACCGAAAAAGGCAUCUCAAAAUCCUUUGCUGUUGGUGCAGCCCUCCGAAGCCCAUUAGACGGUCAAGUAUGCUGAGGCACGUGCGAGAGGUUCACUUGGAAUGCUCACGCUCGAACGUGUGCACAUAAUUGUGCUACCUCUCUAACAUUUUUCUUCAUUUCACUCCAGCCCUCUUGUAAUACUAUUUCAUUCCCUUGCUAUCUCCUGCUUUCGCUCUCUGUGUCUUUCUCGUCUCACUCUCUCAUUUCCUCACUCCUUUUUUAUCCUCGUUCUGCCAUGUACAAGCAUGUGUCACGUGAAACGGUG
Messenger RNA from Pisolithus orientalis, 1770 nucleotides. RefSeq lists its product as uncharacterized. NCBI's taxonomy places the organism in Eukaryota, Fungi, Basidiomycota, Agaricomycetes, Boletales, Pisolithaceae. The transcript has 10 exons. The record is from RefSeq and is a predicted model, not a curated record. Bases 117 to 1592 code for a protein of 491 amino acids.